Molecule: messenger RNA, 957 nt
Organism: Penicillium daleae
Lineage: Eukaryota; Fungi; Ascomycota; Eurotiomycetes; Eurotiales; Aspergillaceae
Exons: 4
Coding region: 1-957 (318 amino acids)
Source: RefSeq, a predicted model, not a curated record
AUGGGAUUUCGUGUGGGUCAUAUUGGCCUUUCCCAGGUAACAAUGACAGUGAGUGCCCGCUACGGACUCGGUAAUCAUCAGGACCGUCUCGACUACGACGAUAUUGUCAAAACAAACCUAUGGAGCUGGAUCGCUCAAAUACUCGCCAUCAUUGAUCUAGUCAUUGCCAGAAUCGCCGUCAUCGCAUUUCUCAUGACGAUCCAGAACAGAACGAAGAGCAAGAGCAAAUAUCUUCUUUAUGGCGUUGGAGGUAUUCAGGCUCUUAUCAAUUUCAUCGAAAUUAUCUUGAUCUUCAAACAAUGCACGCCAACCGAGAAACUAUGGGAUAUCGAUCUCCCUGGCAAGUGUGAUAUGAUUGAUAUUUGCUCCAAAGUGGGCUUCGUUCAAGGCAGUAUUGGAGCUUUCUCUGACUUCUUCCUGGCUGCCUACCCCGUGUACAUCAUUGGCAGGCUUCAAUUGAUGAAGUUAUCGACCAAAAUUGGACUGUGUCUCAUCAUGGGAGGAGGCUUGAUUGCCGGUAUAGCAGGAAUCAACAAGACCAUUGCUAUUGCGUCCAUCACGCACGUCGACGACCUCACCUACGCGAUAUACCAACUCAACACUUGGGUCCUGACCGAAAUGUGGUUCAUCAUCAUUUUCGGAUCAAUUCCCGUUCUACGACCAUUUUUCGUUCGAUUUACCCAGGACAUCAAGAGUGCAACUGGCUACUCCUCGAAGAAUCGCAGCAAUACUGGUAGUGGAUAUCGCGACGGGAGUAAUCCUAAGCGCGAGUCUUGGGUGCAGUUGAAUGAGCAGACCCCGGGAACAUGGGCCUCCCAGAGCUCUACUUAUGCAGAUGCAAGUCAUGAUACAGAGCAGAUUUUACGUGGGGAAUCGUCUCCGAGCGAUAUUAAGCACAUCUUGGUGACGAAAAACACGAGUGUGAUAUCCGAGCAUUGCAAUGGCGAGUCAAGUUAA